CGAAGCGAACACAUGAUUAAAGUCGAAAAGUAAAUAAACAACAGCUGAAAAUCAAUUCGCUAUUUGUGUCUAUGCAAAUGAAAAAUUAUUAUUUAAGAGUGAAUAGGUAUUUUUCUAUAUUCCACGUUAAGCGGAGCGGAACAUCUACAAGAGUUCUGAAGUUGUGCAAGUUAAUUUAAAAUUUCUAGUUCCUGCAAGUGAAGACGACACAAUCAGUCCAUAAUAUGGAGAAAGUUGCGGAUUUUAAGAGUACAAAACGCCAACGCCACGGAAUGAAAUUGAGGUUAACUUCUUCACGAGAGGAGAAAAGUGUUCCAGAUUCUACCGCAGAACAAGCACCUGUCGACCCUAACAGCGCAACGUCGAAAGUUUCGAGGAAUCCAUUGAUUCUCGACAUCAUCUUCGCCAAACUCAACCUCCCCGACCUGAAGACGUCUCGCCUCGUUUGCCAUGAGUGGGACGACGUGGGCGUCACUUUAUUAGGAAAACGGGCUUAUCUCCAGGUCACCCAGAUUUUCUCCUACAGGACCAAGUUAGGCAUUCAGAUGACCCCCGUCAACGAAAAACUGUUCGGGCGCCUCUUAAUCACGGAUACAUUCGACCCGUCCGUUCCGACAAACAAGAAGGCUGACGUUAUCACAAAAAUGUUCACAGACGUCGAUAAAGUGUCUCGAUUAACACAUGAAAUUAAAUUUGCCGUCUCCGUGAAGAGAUUUCUCGCCGCUUUCCUCGAAGGAAUAAGGACGUUGAAGUCCCCAAGAAUCCAAACUAUUGGUAUCUUCAUCCCCCAUCAAAGAAGCUGCGCCACCAACAUUCCAGCUCAGGCUUAUCAAAAACUCCCCCCUCAACCUAACUUGACCUCCCUCAAGUUCAAUGUUCUUGCAAACCUCGACAUCAACCCAAUCGAGUUUAUUCGAUUCUGGACAGAUUCUGCCCCAAAUUUAACCACUUUGGACGUCGCUGAGGAUGAGUCUUACUCCCUCAACUUGGAGGGGUGCAAAAAUCUGAAAGUUCUGAAGUAUAAAUAUAUAGGGCCAGGGUAUCGCUCCUUUUAUCGCCCUACCCUCGAUUUGGCCAUUGUGACCAAGAUGCUGGCACAGGUCAAGGAUUCCUUAAUCGAACUGACGUUGUCAGUGGAUGAUAGUGAUUUCAUGGAGCAGGUUAACAUUAUCCAACCUGCUGAGGUUCCCGUGAUGUCAACCCUUACCACUCUCUCCAUCCCUGACAUAGAUGUGUACCCCAUUCGUAACUUUUUUAAUGAAGACCACUUUCCAAAAUUAGAAACCCUCUCUGUCAACAACGGAAAAUGGCAGACGUCGUUGGCAUCCCAUUUUUUGUGGAGGCCACACAAAGGAGUCAAGUCUCUCGCGUUGACCUUUGAUUUACUGGCGUGGGGGCAGGAGAAAUUCGAGGAAAAGAUGAUCCAUUUAUUCCCCUCCGUUAAGAAAUUCGAUUUGACAAUGGAGCUCAGAAAUGGUGUUCCAAAUGCGGACUUCAACCGGAUUUUGGAACAGUUCCAAGCGUGGGGUUUGGAACGUACCAAUGUUCUCGUGACAUUUGUGGACGAGUCGUCUUUGUUGAUCGGCACCAUACGAAAUGUGGCUGCUUGGAAAGGCGUCAAACGUGUCCGGUUCGAGGACGUUUGCAUCAAUGAAGAAACCUUUUUCCCCCUCAGUGAAGAUUUGAUCUCGCUCAGUAGAGGUUUUGAAAGGGUGGAAAUCUUUGGGGAUGAGGUUCCGGAAAUAGAGGAACGGAUACGACCGAUGCUUGAAGCUAGUGGUGCACAGAUUCAUUUUUAUGGGAGGUGAUGACUAUGAUUCAGAGCAUGGCAAUUACUAACAGGGAACCUAAAGUACUGUCCCAUCUCGAUAUCCUUCCGAAUAGCCUUAAUUGACAAAUAAUUUCGUAAAACUAAAACAAAAUUUAGUUGUUUAGUUUAAGGGUUAUUGACUAGAGGCAGAUAUGCAUAUAAUUUCAAUUAUUUGAAAUAUAGAAUAUUAAAUAAAAUGAAAAAUGUUUGAAAUA
Folsomia candida is the source of this 2025-nucleotide messenger RNA. RefSeq lists its product as uncharacterized. The record is from RefSeq and is a predicted model, not a curated record. Lineage: Eukaryota; Metazoa; Arthropoda; Collembola; Entomobryomorpha; Isotomidae. The transcript has 7 exons. The coding region runs from base 225 to 1808 and encodes 527 amino acids.